GGCCAUAUAUGCCUGAUGUGUGCCAGGACAAUUCUCUGCAAUAAGCUGCAACUAUUGUGUAAUAUAACCAUCACAUGCCUGCUAUUGGAUGUAUUGUUUCAGGCUGCUGGAAAAAAGGUCAGGGAUGUGCUUUGGAAACAAUCUGGGCACUUCUCAGCUUGCAAAGUUUGUUGUGUUUCUCUCCAUAAGAUCUUGAAUCUCUCUUGUGGAGGCGUAGCUGUUGGAACCCUUCUUCUUAUUGAGGAGGAUAAAUAUGGCCUUUACUCCAAUUUGUUGUUCAAGUAUUUUCUCGCAGAGGGAAUUGUCUGUGGACAUGAUCUGUUUGUUGCUUCUGCCAAAGAGCAUCCUGACAACAUUUUGAAGGAACUUCCAGCCCCUUUGCUUGAUGAUUCCCACAGGAAGGAAUUGGGAGAUGAAGCAGCAGCUGUGAAAUCUGAGGAUUGUCAGGAUUCUAUGAAAAUAGCGUGGCGCUACCAAAAUUUACCAAAAAUGGAGACCAGCCCAACAACAUAUACAAAGUUUGGCCAUUAUUAUGAUAUUUCUAAAAAAAUAUCUCCAGAACUGUGUCAGUCUGUAAAACUGCACCGUUUUUACCUCCAUGAAGAAUUGCCUUUUGAGCCUAAAAUGAAAACAUGGAAUAUGAACAGUGGUUAUGCAAGGCUGCUUCAGUCCAUUCAGAGGAUCAUUUCCCAGGAGGGCUUUGAUGGCUCUGAUCCCCAGAAAAAACGAAGGAAUAUUUUAAGGAUAGGGAUUCAGAGCCUGGGUUCCAUAUUGUGGGGUGAUGAUGUUUGCUGCAGUGAUGCCCCUGAAGAUCCUCAGAGCCUGACCAAAUUCCUGUAUAUUCUGCGUGGGCUGCUCAGGAAAUCCCUGUCAGCCUGCAUCGUCACAGUGCCUGCUCACCUCAUCCAGAAUAAAGCAAUUAUGGAACGUGUAACAAACUUGUCAGAUAUGGUGGUUGGUCUUGAAUCAUUUAUUGGCUCUGAGAGAGAAACCAAUCCAUUGUACAAGGAUUACCACGGUUUGGUUCAUGUACAUCAGAUUCCUCGGCUUAAUAGCUUGAUCUGUGAUGUGUCAGACACGAAGGACCUUGCUUUUAGAUUAAAAAGGAAGCAGUUCACCAUCGAGCGGCUGCAUUUGCCUCCAGACUUGUCAGACACAGUGAGCCGCGCGAGCAAACAGGAUCUGGCAGGAUCCGCCAAACUGCUGAGCUCAGGAUGUGGCGCCAUGGCCAUCGGCGAGAAGCACCUGGACUUCUAGUGAUUUCUGCUUAGCAGCUUCACUCACAUUCAGCUGACACUCUCAUUAGGAGUGUUAAUGACUUAUAUAAAUAUUUUUCUUAAUGAUUUGACCCAGCAGUCUUUAAAAAUACGUGUUGUCAUAUGAUGCCUUUUUUUUUCUUUUUUUCUUCUUCUUUUUUUUUUUUUUGUGUCUGUUCUCUUUCUCUGUACUAAAUUUGGUCUUGUUUGGGUUUUGCUUUUCUGUUGAGUCCUGCCAUUGUUCUGCUCCACUGGAAACAGGUAGUAUUUUGUUCCUUUACUUAAAAUACAAAAAAUUGCAAUUACCCUUUCUUUUUUUUUUUUUACAUUGAAAAUAAAGGGAUGUUUUUCCCAAAAGAUUUUUUAUAUACUUGCAUAUAAUAUUUUGUAUCAAUAAUGGGUUUAUUGAAAUAAAGGAAUGGAACU
Passer domesticus (house sparrow) is the source of this 1682-nucleotide messenger RNA. It is a transcript of the gene ELP4, whose product is annotated as elongator acetyltransferase complex subunit 4. Gene Ontology annotation, biological process: tRNA wobble uridine modification. The transcript is spliced from 10 exons. Bases 16 to 1257 code for a protein of 413 amino acids. Lineage: Eukaryota; Metazoa; Chordata; Aves; Passeriformes; Passeridae. The record is from RefSeq and is a predicted model, not a curated record. Gene Ontology annotation, cellular component: cytoplasm; transcription elongation factor complex; elongator holoenzyme complex.